Molecule: messenger RNA, 579 nt
Organism: Neurospora hispaniola
Lineage: Eukaryota; Fungi; Ascomycota; Sordariomycetes; Sordariales; Sordariaceae
Exons: 2
Coding region: 181-579 (132 amino acids)
Source: RefSeq, a predicted model, not a curated record
CAGAUAUGAAGGGCUGGAGCAGUCUCCCUUCCAAGCUUGAGUCAUGAGAGUAACAGACUGGAGGAAGAUUUUGCGACACUAACGUAGCUUCCGUUCUCAACACCAGAACCCCCACAUUAUCAGAUCUUGCAAGGAAACAACGAACCGUCAACUGAAGGCAAAAGCAAUCCAAACAACAAGAUGUCCGCUCAACAUGAAGAGCAGAACCAAAUCACCAAGGACCAAAAGCCCACCUGGUCCGAAUGGGCCAAGACCCAGUACAACGCCCAAUACGAGUCCUGGGUUCCAUGGCUAGAAGAUCUCUACCUUCGCUACUUCACCAAAGACAACAAAGCGAGUUAUGCCACCAAGGACACACUCUCCAAGACCAAGGUCACCAACAUCGAACAGGUAGACACCCUUCAAGACGGGGUACAUAACCUCGUUGCUGGACAGGUCGGACAAGGAGGACUAGGACAGCCAGUUGGGGAUUUGUUGUCCAAGGAAGGAGUGAAUAGGAUGGAGAGAAAGGGGAAGAAUGAGACGGGUGGUUAUUUCCCUGACAUGAGAGAUGUGGGAGGGUUAUUGGGAAGGGAGUGA